UCCUUGCUGACUCCGGCACUCUGAAUGUACACCCUACUACCCUAUAGUAUAUGCUAGUUGACAGUGGAGAAUCGCAGCUGCAAAUUCCGACUAAAAGGUUCCAACUUCUAUUGACAAAGAAUACAGAUGAAGGGCCUCAUCUUCAUCUCUCUAUUCCUAUUUUUAGCCUUGAAUUUCUCCAUUGCAGCUGAUACCAUAUCUCCAUCACAAUCCAUCACCGGCUCGAAUACCUUGGUUUCUUCCAACCAAAGAUUUGUACUAGGACUCUUCUCCCCACCCAAUUCUAGAGCAUGGUAUUUAGGACUAUGGUACAAGAAAUUUCCAGAUGUUGUUGUAUGGAUUGCAAACAGAGAAGACCCACUUCCAGGUUCAAAUGGAGCCUUGACAUUAUCAGAAAAUGGCACCCUCAUCCUUUCAGACCAAAUGAACAACACAAUUUGGUCCUCAAAUUCUUCCAGAGUAGCCGCAAACCCAGUUGCGCAGCUUUUGGUGACGGGAAAUCUUGUUGUUAGAGACCAGGCGUCUCCAACAGCAACAGCAGAGUCCGAAAGCUAUGUAUUUCAAAGCUUUGAUUUCCCAUCAAACACGCUUUUGCCAGAUAUGAAGGUAGGGUGGGACUUCAGAACUGGCCAAAACCAUUUCUUGACUAGUUGGAAAAGUGCUAGUGAUCCCUCCCUUGGAGAAUAUACCUAUAGGAUUGAUAACCCUGAGUUGCCUCAGCUUGUUGUUGCUCAAGGAUCAAAGAAAGUGUUCAGGACAGGGCCUUGGAAUGGUCUUCGAUUUACAGGUACUCCUGUUUCGGUUGUUACAACAGCAUCAUUUUUGGUACCAAUCUUUGUCUACAAUACCAAUGAGUUGUAUUACUCAUAUGAGGUUACUGAUGAUUCUAUUCUGACAAGAGUGACGCUGACUGAGUCGGGUUUGGCUCAGCGGCUAGUGAUGAAUGAAGGGAGCAGUGAAUGGGCUGUUAUGUACACUCUGCAGAACAAUCAGUGUGAUGAUUAUGGUCAGUGUGGAGCAAAUGGCAUUUGCAAGAUUUACAAAUCACCGAUUUGUGAAUGCUUGCAGGGGUUUGUUCCCAAAUCUCCAAAGGAAUGGGACGUUCUUAACUGGACAAGCGGGUGCACGAGGAGGACAGCACUGCAUUGUGAGAAAGGGGAAGGAUUUGUGAAAGUUAAUAAUGUGAAACUGCCGGACUUGUUGGAUUUUCGGGUGAACAAAACCAUGCUCCGCCGAGAGGAAUGUGAGGCAGAGUGUUUGAAGAACUGCUCCUGUAUGGCUUAUGCCAAUUCGAACAUAACCAGUGGAGGCAAAGCAUGUCUUAUGUGGUUUGGCAAGCUGAUUGAUAUGCGGGAGAUCGUUGAAGAUAGUGACCAGAUAUAUAUUCGGAUGCCAGCUUCCGAACUAGGUGAUACCAGCCAGAAACAUAAAAGAGUAUUGCUCGUCUCGGUCAUAUCAUCAGCAGGUUUUGUGCUUCUUUUUCUGGGUUUGUCAUGCUGCUAUAUUUAUGUGAAGAAGAGAGAGAAGAAAAUGGGCUCAAGAACUAGUGAGGAGGACUUGGAGUUGCCACUGUUUGAUUAUGGUAGAAUUGCAACCGCCACCAAUGACUUCUCCGGGACAAACAAACUGGGAGAGGGAGGUUUUGGUCCGGUUUACAAGGCCAAGUUAACACAAGAAGAGUUUGUAGCAGUAAAGAGACUCUCGAAAGAUUCUGGGCAAGGUCUUGAAGAGUUUAAGAAUGAAGUUACAAUGAUGGCUAAUCUUCAACACUGGAAUCUUGUUAAACUUCAGGGCUGCUGCAUUGAAGGAGAAGAAAGGAUGCUAAUCUAUGAGUACAUGCCCAACAAAAGCUUGGACUGCUUUAUUUUCGAUGAAAACAAGAAGUUGUUGCUGAAGUGGCAAAAGCGAUUUGACAUAAUAGUAGGAAUUGCUAGAGGACUUCUCUACCUACACCAAGACUCCAGGCUAAGAAUCAUUCAUAGGGACCUUAAGAGUAGCAACAUCUUACUUGACGAUGAGCUGAACCCCAAAAUUUCUGACUUUGGUAUAGCAAGAAUUUUCGGUCGCAAUCAGAAAGAAGCUAAAACAAAACGAGUAAUUGGCACAUACGGAUAUAUGUCCCCUGAGUAUGCAAUUGAUGGAAAAUUUUCAGUGAAAUCUGAUGUCUUCAGCUUUGGAGUGCUUUUGUUAGAGAUAGUAAGCGGCAGAAAGAACAGAGGGUUUCAUCAUCCUGAUCACCAUCACAAUCUUUUGGGACAUGCAUGGUUAUUGUGGAAACAAAACAAAGGUUUGGAGCUAAUGGAUAUAUGCCUGGAGGACUCAUAUGUUGAGUUUGAAUUGCUAAGGUGCAUUCAAGUGGGUCUGUUGUGUGUUCAAAAGCUGCCUGAAGACAGACCAGUAAUGUCAUCGGUGGUUCUUAUGUUCAGCAAUGAGGGAGCAACUUUGCCUCAGCCAAAGGAGCCUGGAUUCUUUAUAGAAAGAGGUUCCUUGGACUUUGAUAGCUUAAGAGACCCAGGAAAAAGCAACACCGGAAACACAAUUACCAUUACCACAGCGGAAGCUAGAUAAACAACCACCAUAUACAAAUAGAGCUCUAGAAAUUGUAAAAGGUUUAUUAUGGCCGGGAUUAGUGCUGUAAAAUUGGAAUACCCUUUGGUAAAUAGAGAUUUACUAGUAUCCACUUGAAUUUAUAUGGCUUUGGAGUUUGGUUC
Molecule: messenger RNA, 2711 nt
Organism: Rosa rugosa (rugosa rose)
Lineage: Eukaryota; Viridiplantae; Streptophyta; Magnoliopsida; Rosales; Rosaceae
Product: G-type lectin S-receptor-like serine/threonine-protein kinase SD1-1
Exons: 7
Coding region: 127-2568 (813 amino acids)
Biological process (GO): protein phosphorylation; recognition of pollen
Molecular function (GO): protein serine/threonine kinase activity; ATP binding
Source: RefSeq, a predicted model, not a curated record